Molecule: messenger RNA, 2207 nt
Organism: Folsomia candida
Lineage: Eukaryota; Metazoa; Arthropoda; Collembola; Entomobryomorpha; Isotomidae
Exons: 5
Coding region: 9-2132 (707 amino acids)
Source: RefSeq, a predicted model, not a curated record
GCUCAAAAAUGAAUUUUCCUCAAAUUUUCAAUUUACUCUCCAUUAUUAUUUUUCCAUCCAGAGCACUAAUAAUUACAAAAUCCAGUCCGUAUUUAUUUCACACCGCACGACAAGUAGCAGGCAGAGAAAAGUUGAUGGCGUUAGUGACUUCUGAAUUGAUAAACUAUCAAUUUAAAGAGUAUACAUUGGUCAUUUGGAGACCAAUUAGUUCUCCUCCAGAUUCUUUCCACGAGUACGACAACCUUGUUACACAAGUUUCACAGCAUUUCAACUCUGUCCUCUUGUUUCGCAAUAAUUCUUUAACCGAGACCAGCGUGCCAUUGCCACAUUCUAAGCUGCACCAGCUAUCUUCCCUCGUGCUGUAUUUAAACCUUGACUAUUUCCUCGAGCCACUCCAAAUAUUUCAUACUAAUUGGAUUGCCUAUUUACCUGGAGGUUUUUUCAAUUCGUAUCAUUUAAUUUUUCACAACGAGCAGGCUCCUACGUCAAUUAGUCAACCUCGAGAGUUUUCGUUGACCAAGUUGCCCCACCCCUUAAAAACCAUGGUUCAUCGGAUUUUCAUCUCUAUUUCGAAGCAGGAACAUGGUUAUAGAUGUGGUUUGUGGGAGUGCAACAUAUUCGGAGAAAGUUGUGCUCGCGUAGAAAUGGGCCAGGCGAGAUCUGCAUUAUCCAAUAAGAAAUUGGACAUGAACGGGGUCCCCUUAAUUUGGGCGACAGUGACGAUGUCACAAAUUAGUAAAAAGGCAAUGGAGGACUUCAUAAAGUAUCGGAAAAAUCUCAACCUAUUUAUUACGCCUUAUGUGGAAAUUGCCGAAAUUGUAAACGCUACCCCAAUUUUGAACCAAGUUUCUUCUCAAAAUUUUGGAACUUUGAAUGGGAAAAGUGGGAAAUGGGAGGGGGCGGCUGGGGAAAUUGUGUACGGUAGGGCACACAUAACUCAAGGUCUCGUGACUUUAGACCGAUACAACGCACUGCUUCUCUCGAAAACCAUCGACACUGACGGACUAAUUUUCACCACUGGACUUCCCACUGCAUCCUCGACAGGAUCCCCAUUUUUUCUUUUGGAAAGCUAUGACUGGAAAAUUUGGAUGGCUUUGCUAAUUACAAUAAUUCUUUUGGUACUUGUUUCUACUCAAGUAAAGCAAAAGUUACAUUUCCAAUGGAACAACGGUGACGCAUCACGCCUAAAUGUUUCCGGGAUGGUAAUGUUUGUAAUUAGCCCACUUCUGGAACAACCCGAGGACACAAAAAAUUUUCGGCGAUUCAUCACGGUUUCCACAUCUAAAUUGCUUUUCGGUCCCUGGUUGUUAUCACUCGUUGUGUUGGGGACGAUGUACAAGACGAGUCUCAUCUCGACGAUGACUUCCCCCACCAUGAGUAUCCCUCCAACAGACUUUAAAAAUCUGCUGGAAUCAGACUAUCGUCUUAAUUUUCUUGGAAUUUCGGUGACCGCAGGAGUUGUUUAUAAGGAACUCAAAGCAAAAGGAAGCUUAUUUGUGAAGGAGCUGGAUAAAAGGAUGGUAAUAAAUUUAAUUCAAAGCGUACCAGCCAAACCUUACAAAACAUUAUCAUGUUACAUUUCACUGUUAUACAUGCAGAUAUCAUAUUACGAUCCAGAAAAUGGAGAGCCUUGCAUAACGCAAACAAAGGGAAAGCAUUUCGCAUGUUUGGGAUUAAGGACGAUGCUUACGGAAUUUGCUAUCUUGCACCUGACCAAAGAAACGGGAGAACCUUUGUACCGAUUUGGACGAGAAUACUUGUACACGUCCUUCUAUGCAUUCUGCAUUUCGAAAAAUCUGCCGCAUUUAUUGCCUGAUGUGGAUAGAAUGAUGUUGCACUACGCUGAGUCCGGAAGUUAUGCGAUGUUCCGAAGAAACGUUGCACGAUAUGCGCAAAAGUUUGGUAAAAUGGCUGCAAAACGGAGAAGGAAAACAAUAAAUGGCAUGAAUCAUAAUAACAAUUCGGAAGAAUCGCGCACCAAUUCCUGGAAUCAGAACGAGUUGGAUAACACUUUGAGGUCCAUGAUUGUGUUGGGCAUGGGAUUUGGUCUGGCCACUGUUCUUCUUGGGGUGGAAAUUUUGACUUGUACAUUAUCCGGCUUCGCCAUUCAAUUCAAAGUCAUAAGAAAAUAGUUAGGAUAUGCAUUUGAAUAGAAAUCGUAAUUAUAAUAUUAAUAAAAGGAUACGUGUUUGUUGUGUUUAAGUACU